AUUCAGCAGGAAGUUAAGUUUCGCUGAGUAAUACUUCCAGCUGUUUUGUCACAUGACAUUCGCGCAACAUUAGUUGCAUAAAUUGAUGUUACUUGUUUAUCACUUUGGUUUGUCCUCGCGCGGCGGGCCAAUGACAGUCAUUUAUUAUAUUAUAACACAUGUCAGAAAUCAUGAUGAUGACGCUGGCCGUUCUGUGUUCGAGAGGAAGUGUAACAAAAUGCUUUGCUAGUUGCAGCAAUGUGGCUCGUUACUGCAGCAUUGGGUUUUCGCUUUUACAUAUCCUUAGUUGAGUACCCGGUACUCUUUCAUAGUCAUUAGAACUCUCUUCUUAUAUAUAAACAUACGGACUCUGCUUCAGAGUAAUUGUCUUUAAAUGUUUUGCCCAAUGAUACAUACACCAAAUGGUAACGGCAUUUAGCUUUAAACCCACUUGUACCGUUCAAAGUGCGCGCGAUAACCAAUGUUGCCAUGGCACCAAUUAAUCAGAAAAUGGCUGAGAUAAAAUCAUAUUCGCGUGCAGAAACAAUAUAACUUGGACUUAAGAGUACCACUCACUAGGUAUCUGGUAGGCCGUGCUUAGGGUUCAAUGUUCCAAAACAUUAGCCAUUAUGACUAAUGUGACAACACGCUACAGGAAAGACGAUAGCGCAGACGCGUUUCCGCGGCUUCAUUUGAAAGGAAACGUUACUGUAUACUCUACACUUCUACAGUCUACAAGAGCGAAGGUCGUUACUGCAGCAUAUUGUUUUUGAGAUCAAGGAAAAUCUAUCUAAUAGACAUGGCAAACCCUCGAGUCUUUUUUGAUAUAACUAUCGGUGGCGCUGCUGUCGGGCGGAUUGUAAUAGAGCUUUAUGGUAAUGUUGUGCCAAAGACGGCCGAGAAUUUUCGUGCUUUGUGCACCGGAGAGAAAGGAUUUGGCUACAAGGGAUCUAUAUUCCAUCGUAUUAUCCCUGACUUCAUGUGCCAAGGAGGUGAUUUUACUCGUGGAGACGGCACUGGUGGAAAAAGCAUUUACGGAGGAAAAUUUGAGGAUGAAAAUUUUCAGCACAAACACACUAAACCUGGACUGCUAUCUAUGGCGAAUUCUGGACCGAACACCAACGGAUCUCAGUUCUUCAUAACCACUGUUGUAACCAAUUGGCUAGAUGGAAAACAUGUUGUUUUUGGUGAAGUAGUAGAAGGCAUGGAUACAGUACGAAGAAUGGAGAGUUUGGGGUCAAGCAGUGGAAAACCAAAGGAAAAAAUUGUCAUCAGUGACUGUGGCCAACUUUAAAUUAAAGUAUAACUUGUAACUGCUCUAAGAAAGUUUGUAAUCAAUAAACAUAAAACUUGUAACAUCA
Ciona intestinalis (vase tunicate) is the source of this 1340-nucleotide messenger RNA. RefSeq names its product peptidyl-prolyl cis-trans isomerase-like. NCBI's taxonomy places the organism in Eukaryota, Metazoa, Chordata, Ascidiacea, Phlebobranchia, Cionidae. The record is from RefSeq and is a predicted model, not a curated record. Gene Ontology annotation, molecular function: peptidyl-prolyl cis-trans isomerase activity; cyclosporin A binding. Gene Ontology annotation, biological process: protein folding; protein peptidyl-prolyl isomerization. Gene Ontology annotation, cellular component: cytoplasm; mitochondrion.